AUGCUGAACAGUUUUGAUUCUUGCAUUAAGACCGCGUCUUCCGGCGUUUUUGAAGGCAUAACUGUCAAUUUAGGCCUCUGGGAUACAGCUGGUACAGAGCUUAUAUUGCUAGUAUGUGCUACUGACGGCCAUGAUGAUGUUAAACCUUUUGCGAAGUGCCUGAGUGAAAUUAAAAGAACUAUAUGUUAUGCUCCAGAACUUUGGUUAAGCAGUGCACGGGCUAAUCCAGGACGCCCUGUACGACAUGGUGCACUCCAUCAGUUUACACAGCAGAACCUUCCAGCAUGUAAACCCGUCCUUACACCUGCGGCAGUCAUUUCUACAUUUCUGUUGAUGGGUUUGAUUUUUAUUCCUGUUGGAAUUGUUACACUCCGUGCAUCGUAUAGUGUUGUUGAAAUUGUGGACAGAUAUGACAAUGAUUGUGUACCCGAAGAAUAUAGAGGUAACAAGGUAGCAUAUGUGAAAGACAACUCAAUCCCCAAAAACUGUUCGCGAUUCUUAAAGAUAAAUUCUUCAUCCUCAAUGCUUUCUUUCAAAGGAAGUCCACAUUGGUGA
Messenger RNA from Vicia faba (fava bean), 555 nucleotides. The record is from the annotation of a GenBank genome assembly. NCBI's taxonomy places the organism in Eukaryota, Viridiplantae, Streptophyta, Magnoliopsida, Fabales, Fabaceae.